AUUGCACACGGCAGGGAAGUGGGCAGUGUGUCUAAGGUGUGACACGAAGGGCAAAGGCUAGAGAGGCUGUCCCUCUGCCUGCAGUAGCACACCAGUUCUAGGCGUAUCCUCACUCAAGGUUGUGGAGACACAUGAGUGCAAUGUGACUCAGCUAGGUGUCAGGUGUGGUUUUAAGUCAAAGCUAGCAACAUCAUUCUGUUUAAGUUCAAAGUUAAAUCGCAGAGAUAGCAGACAAGUCGAAACAGAAAGAACAUCGGAACAAAGGCCAAAUGACGUAUCUUGGACCAAAUUGUAGAAUUGGGCACCAGAGCCUGAUGGGCAUUCUCCUGCUGGGCUGCUUGCUGACCUGUCUACUGUACCGACCUGCUAUCACCUGGCUCCCUGUCCUGGCCAAGCACUUCCAGGCGGAGCACAAACAGGACGUUACCGUGCUGGUCUGGCACUGGCCCUUUGACCAUCCCUUUAAACUGAACUCCUGCAGGUCCUUGUACAACAUCGAAGGCUGUCACCUGACAGCGGACCGAGAGCUGUACAGUCAAGCGGAUGCCGUUCUCAUCCACCACAGAGAAAUCGAAGAGGAUUUAUCCAACCUGCCCCAAGAACCACGGCCCUCCUUCCAGAAAUGGGUGUGGAUGAAUUUCGAAUCGCCGGCACACACGAAUAGAAUACCUGGCUUGGAAGAUCUGUUUAAUGUGACUUUGAACUACAGGCAGGAUGCAGACAUCAACAUGCCUUAUGGAUCUCUCGUCCCUCGGACUACAGAGAGGGAGGAGUUUGUCCCGCAUAAAAAACGACUGGUCUGUUGGAUCGUUAGCAACUGGAACCCAGGACACAAGAGGACUUGGUACUACAUGGAGCUGCGCAAAUUCAUCAGGAUUCACACCUACGGGGACCCUUUCAACAAAAAGGUAUCUCUUAGUGAAUACAGAAUGAUCGUGGCCAGCUGUAAAUUCUACUUGUCUUUUGAGAACUCCGUCCAUAAGGACUACAUUACAGAAAAACUAUAUAACGCUCUCAAGUUGUGCGCAGUUCCUGUGGUCAUGGGCCCGACAAGAGGGAACUAUGAGAAGUUCAUCCCUGGAGAUUCCUUCAUCCAUGUGGAUGACUUCCGCUCGCCCAGAGCCCUGGCCAAACACCUCCUCUUCUUGGACGAGAAUGAGGAGAUGUACCGUAAAUACUUCACGUGGCAGAGGAUCCACACGGUCCGUAUCAACAGCUUCCCCAUUCAGAAUGCCUGCAACAGCUGUGAGUACAUCAGAGGCCACCCUGAGAAUCAGAUGGUUACUGAGCUCUAUAAAUGGUUCUGGGAGGAAUGAUGCUGAGACAUUUGGAGCAAAUCUACUACAAAUAAAUAAUAUCCACUUCUCCAUAGUCCGGGGUGGGGGGGGAACUGAGCAAUAUGUAUCUUUUACACAACGGCAGAAGUGCCAAAAAUUAUAUUUCAUUAAAGUACAUUCACCGAACUUUCCCCACUUGAACAAUUAAUGGGGCGUUACAAGUCAAAAUGGUAUAUAUUUUGUACUUUUCUUCUGUCUUUUGCUACUGCGCUACCACAUGUUAACUGAUGAAAACAGUGUGGUGGUGACAUACCACCACUAUCUGCUUGUUUACUAUUGGGUCGUUCCACUAAAAGAGUGCCUUUCGCAUCCUUUUUUAUAUUGGUGCACAAUGUUCUGCACUAAUAUUACAUUUUAAAAAAACCUGUUAUAACAAAGUGCCUUUUUUAAUAGAGACCGAAUGGAGAAUUCAAUCAAUCAGAUGUGUAUAAAGGCUUGCUGAAGUGCCAAAACGUAGCCUUUUGACAUGUCCCUCCAUCAACCCUGUGUCACUUCUAGGAAGAUUUCAACCCCCUUAAUCCCCAAGUUUCUCCAAGUUUCAACAUCAUUGUAAAGCCAUAGUUAUUUUACUUUAACAAAGUCAUCUCUGAAGAUGUAUUUGUUUCAUGUGAUUAGUGAUACAAUGAGGGACAGAUGUAAAUGAAAGGUCAACCCUGUUAUGUGAACUGGCCUAUCGUUUUUAAUACGGUGAAACUAUUCAUUUUUGUUAAAUAGAACAUCUAAUAGUCAAAUCAUAGAGUAAAAGCAGGUUAGCUGGUUCUAGUCUUUUUGGCUGUUUCGUGGUGAAGAAACUGAGCGGGUCGGGCAGAACACGUCAACCCUGUUACUCAUAGACAGGCUUCCAUUCAAUUGCCAUUCCCUUUCGCAACAACCUUCCAUUCCCCUGUCACAAGCGGAUGUAUGGCUUAUUUAAGAAAAAAAUCUUCAGCCCUGUUACUAUUUUAACAUUUAAUAGGCCCUUAAUAAAAUAUUAUUUUUUUAGAUGAGGGAAAAACAUUUUUUUAUAGUUGAACAUGUGCUCUUUUAGACAGACUGUUAAAAUGAGGUGAAAUCCCUUUUUUUUUUGGACCAAAUUACACUUCUCAAAAGGCACCAAAUUGGUGGAAAGACCCUAUUAACAUUACUGUGAGAGAGAUUUGGUUUUGAACUGUAAUGCCUGUUGAGAAAGUCUGGUUACUGUUGAAGGUACUAUAGCUCUCCUCCCUCUGGUCACUGGAAUAGACUCUGUGAGAGACUCCACUGUGAUCAGUCUUGCUUUUUCUAAACCAUGUGAUUGGGAACGUGAUAAAGGGUAAUGUACGGUAGGUCUCUCUCAUAUACAGGUAGAACUCCCUGUAUUGUCAACGGUUGUUAGGCAAUUGCCUUUUACUGUACUAUGGUUGCUAGGUUGUCACAAUGAAUGUGUCAUGUAUUUUCACACAUUAAGGGACCUUGUUCGCUCCACUGUUAGGCAACAGGGAUUGAUUACAGAUUCAGUGUAUUGAUUAGGAAAAUAAAGAUUGAUGUAGUACA
Molecule: messenger RNA, 2849 nt
Organism: Oncorhynchus mykiss (rainbow trout)
Lineage: Eukaryota; Metazoa; Chordata; Actinopteri; Salmoniformes; Salmonidae
Source: RefSeq, a predicted model, not a curated record